Messenger RNA from Trematomus bernacchii (emerald rockcod), 1896 nucleotides. Its product is annotated as dnaJ homolog subfamily C member 5-like. The transcript is spliced from 5 exons. Gene Ontology annotation, biological process: regulation of synaptic vesicle cycle. The coding region runs from base 205 to 807 and encodes 200 amino acids. The record is from RefSeq and is a predicted model, not a curated record. Gene Ontology annotation, cellular component: membrane; intracellular membrane-bounded organelle; presynapse. NCBI's taxonomy places the organism in Eukaryota, Metazoa, Chordata, Actinopteri, Perciformes, Nototheniidae.
UUUUUGGGUUGGAGGGGGGGGUGGAGCCUGCGUACUGCUGCAGCUGUCUGUGAUUGUGUAGUUGUGUGAGGUUGUGUAGUGUGUGUGAUUGUGUAGUGUGUGGAGCCACAGAGAUGCAGCUAUAGUCUCCGCUUCAGUCUGAGAAAAACCGAACCCAGAGGACCGUCAGAGUUUCAGCUUCAGAGCAUCGGAAAGAGAGAGAUCAUGGCAGAGCACCAGAGGCAGCGCUCGCUCUCCACCGCCGGGGAGACUCUGUACCUCGUGCUGGGGGUGGAGAAGGUGGCGACCCCCGACGACAUCAAGAGGUCCUACAGGAAACUUGCGUUGAAGUUCCACCCCGACAAGAAUCCCGAAAACCCCGAGGCGGCGGAUAAAUUCAAGGAGAUCAACAACGCUCACGCCAUCCUGAACGACCCGACCAAGAGGAACAUCUACGACAAAUACGGCUCUCUGGGGCUCUACGUGGCCGAGCAGUUCGGAGAGGAGAACGUCAACACCUACUUCGUUCUCUCCAGCUGGUGGGCCAAGGCGCUGUUUGUGUUCUGCGGUCUGGCCACCGGCUGCUACUUCUGCUGCUGCCUGUGCUGCUGCUGUAACUGCUGCUGUGGGAAAUGUAAACCCCGGCCUCGAGAGGGCCAGGAGCAGGCGUUCUACGUGUCUCCUGAAGACCUGGAGGCCCAGCUGCAGUCUGACGAGAGAGUAGAGGCUGGGGGCGACCCCAUAAUGCUGCAGCCGUCAGCCACAGAGACCACGCAGCUCACGGGGGACGGCCAUCACUCCUACCACACCGACACCGGCUUCAACUAACCCCCGCCCCCCCCACGACCCACCCACCCCCCCGCGGUCCUGCCUGCUCCACCUCAGCCAGAAGAAGAGGGCGGCGGCCAUGUUGUUUCCAGAGCGGCGCUGAGGGACUCGUAAGCAUGGCCCGUUACCAAGGAACUAAUCAAGAAGUCACUCCUCAAACAGUUUGGUUUCUCUCGGCCUUUUGACCCCCCCUCUCUCUCUCUCUCUUUGUCCCACAUCCUGGCAUGCACUGUUUCCAAAAUGGUAUCCAAAUGUUUCAUGUUUUGCAAAACAGUUUUACUCUGCAGAGUUCAUAGAUGAGAGCAGCAGCUACGUCGCUUCCUGGCAAAAUUACAGCCCCGCCCACUUAUGUGUGAAACCAAAACAUCAGCGUUAAGCGGGGAAAUAUAGUUGUAUCUUUGCUAAAACCUGUUGUGUUGUGUAUUGCACAAACAACAACAAUAUUUCUCUUUACUUCCUCUCCGAAAAAAGGUGGAUCUGUGGCUUCAGGCCUCGUACGUCUGUGGGAAACACUUCCUCACAGCUAAUGAUGCUAACGAGGCUAACGUCAAUCAUCAACGUAAACAGUUGUAAUAGUAAAAGUCAGAGUAGUAAAUAUACUGCAUGUACUCCAUUCACAUAUAUGCAGUACUAGCCACUCAUCCACUGUUAGAGUGAAAUAUAUUUAUUUAAAUUAAACUAUAAAUAGACGCUGAUGAUAAUAAAUCUCCAACAACAUUCUGUAGUCAUUUGAGCAUCCUAAUUGGGCUCCAUGUAGAUUAAAAAACGCACUGUAUUCCUCAUGUUUUCAUGUGAUUAGCGAAAAAACCUCACAAUCUGUACUUCCCGCCAGUCACAUGACACCCAAAGUCACCCAAAAAGGGGCGGGGCAUGACGUAGAAGGAAAGAACCCGAUUGGUUGCUCUCAUCUAUAGAUAUAUACGUGUUAGUGCAAUAUGUUCACACAGAGGAGAGGGGGCUCAGGGGGCUUUUCAGACGGUGUGUGAUCAGUGCUAUCAUUUACUCGUGCAAUUUUUCCCUUAAAUCAGAGCCCGUUUGAGUCUGUGUGUGUUUGUCUGUGAGCGUGCCCCCCCCCCCAGCCCCCCCCCC